AACAUGAAUGAUAGUUGGAUGGAUAUUGUCACCUGAAAUACAACUAUGUCAGACUGUUUGCUUGCGUCUGUUAGCUGAAGCUAGUUAGCUGCUAACCAAUAGCUUUUGAGACUGUGCUUUCACUUGCAUACAGCCUGCCAUUUUAAUUUAUGACAAUGCAGUGAACCCUACAUUGAAAUUUGAUCAUAAUUUAAUAUAAAUGGUGUUUUGAUGUAAUUAGGGUAUAUAUAUAUGUUCCAGUUGGUACAUGGAUUACAACAUGAAUGAUAGUUGGAUGGAUAUUGUCACCUUGGGCAUAAAUUACAUUGUCAUCAUUUCAUAUUGAACUCCUCGAUGGGAUACAUUUAGUUAUUUUGAGAGCUAUUACAUUUAAAAACAUAUAAAUAAGAUGGACCUACUUUCUGUGUUUCACUUCUCUACAUGCUCAGGGCAUGUGGAUGCUCUGAGUAUGUAGAGAAGUGAUGUGGAUGCUCUGAGCGGGCCCCGUGUGUCAUGCGCGCAGCCGAGCACAUGGCUAAUUAAGCCCGUGAAUAUUCAUGAGAUACCCGAGGGGAAGACGGUGGAAUAGUCUAUCGUGAUACCUAAAGUGCGGAGUUUCAACGUGGUGUCUAACGUUAAAAGACGUCAGAGCCAUGAUGUCCAAAAGGAAGUCCAGGAUAAAGCCUGUCGAAGAUGCAAUGUCGUACAUUCUGUCUUCCAGAGACAAGCCAUGGUUUGCAGAAAGAUUUAUCAACAAUAUCAAAGGAAGAGGAGUGUUUGCUACCGAACCAAUUGAGCAAGGCUCUUUUGUGUUGGAGUACAGGGGUGAAUUCAUAUCAGUGGAAGAAUGCCGAUCAAGGCACUACUCAGAGACACAGAGUACAUUCCUGUAUGAAUUUGAUUGGCAGAAACGCCAGUGGUGUAUUGAUGCAUCCAAAGAAGAUGGGUCCCUUGGAAGAUUAGUGAAUGACAACCACACAUCUCCAAACUGCAUCAUGAAAAAAGUUAUAGUAAACAACAAGCCACAUUUGUGUCUGUUUGCUGUGAAGAACAUAGAAAUAGGAAGUGAACUUGAUUACAACUAUGGUGAUUCAAAAUGGCCAUGGCGUAACAAGGUGACAUACAAGCAGGCUCCUGCAGCAGAAGAAGAAGAAGAGAUGGCUGUGCUUCCUGUUAAUCUAUCUUCCCGUGAUGAUGAUGAUGAUGAUGAUGCUAGCCCAAAGGUGACAUACAAGCAGGCUCCUGCAGCAGCAGAAGAAGAGAUGGCUGUGCUUCCUGUUAAUCUAUCUUCCCGUGAUGAUGAUGAUGAUGAUGAUGCUAGCCCAAAGGUGACAUACAAGCAGGCUCCUGCAGCAGCAGAAGAAGAGAUGGCUGUGCUUCCUGUUAAUCUAUCUUCCCGUGAUGAUGAUGAUGAUGAUGAUGCUAGCCCAAAGGUGACAUACAAGCAGGCUCCUGCAGCAGCAGAAGAAGAGAUGGCUGUGCUUCCUGUUAAUCUAUCCUCCCACGAUGAUGAUGAUGAUGCUAGCCCAAAGGAAUUUACUGUCAGAGGAUCAUCCCUGGUGGAUUAUUCCGACAGUGAUGAAACCAAUGAGAAUUGUUUAAAUGACCAGCCAUUGGGUCCACACUGUGAUGAAGUUGUUCCAAAGUUGAGAAGGACAAAAAGCAUUCUGAUGAAAACAGUUCCAGAUUUUUCUGAUGAUCUCUACGAUUCAAGUGAUGACGGUACAGAGGGCCCUUCAACUCAGUCCAAGUCUGAGAUGGCUUCACAAAGGUUGCUAGCAUUACAGAGGCACAGGAGUCAGAAGAUGAGGACAGUAUGAUGUCACUGCCAGCCAGCACCUCUGCAGCGUCUGCCCAAAACCAGAGAAGUUCUGCAAAAACUAGAGAAGCCAGGAUGGCAGAAGCCCAGGAAUCAGAAGAUGAGGCAAGCACCGCAUCACUGCAAAAAAGCAUCCCUACAGCGUCUGCCCAAAACCAUAGGAGGAAGUUUGCAAAAAAGAGAAGUAAACAAACCGCUGUUAAAAGAAACUGGACACCAGAAGAAUGUGCUGCAGUACGACGACAUUUAAAGAAAUUCAUUGUGAUGGCGCAAGUCCCAGGGAAGGAGGACUGUCAGCGCUGCAUCACUGCAGAACCUCAAGCUCUGAAGAGCCGAGACUGGAGGGCAGUGAAAUACUUUAUUAAAAAUCGAAUUUCUUCUCUGCGAAGAAAAAUAGAGUGAAAGUGUUUCACUGAACAGGGUAAAAGAUAGGCUAGUAGGAGGAAGUUCUAUAAUAUUUGACAUAGCCCUACUGGAAGCAAAACAAAGCUCAACAAUGUUUUUAUAUUCUCUGAAGUCUCACACAUAUAAAAUAGAUUCUUGCAUUAUAACAUAAACUGAGCUCAGGUGCACCAAUGUCCCACUCAGUCUGGCUGUAUUUAUUCCUGAAAUGAUUUAGGGAAUGUGUUACAGUAGUCAUAAAUUUAACCACUUUAUGUUAAAAUAUGUUUAUAUCAUAAUCUACUUCAUAUAGCUGAGACUGAAGAGGAUCUGAAAACAUGUUUGUGCUCUGUUUUACCUCCGGUAAGGACGUCUCAAAUACUAAAGUACGUCAAAGUCUCCAAUGUUAUCAUGUUUUUAUGUUAUUAUGUUGUGUUUUUAUCAACACAAGGAGCUGUUUUCCUGUUACCAAAGCUCAUUGUAAUACUCAGCACUUGAUUUGCAGCAUUAACAGUUUUCUGCAUACAUGUUAUCAGUUAUUACAUUAUGAGAAAAUUAUAACAUAAACUAAGCAUGCAGCAAUUCUUUUUUUACUUUUUUCUCAAAAUAACAAAACUCUGGCUUACUUUAUAUUAUAACUUUUUAAUAAUGUAGCUUAUUUCAUCAGGCACAUUACGCUGUUGUAAUGUAAUGUGUUUAUUGUUUUGUAGUAUGUUCAGAUUAUAACAUAAUGAGCUUUUAUUACACUAAAGUAAUUACUUUAUGUGUAGUUAAUUACAUUUUUUAAGUUAAAUACACUAUGUGUAGUUGUUGUUUUAGCCAUUGCCUCCAGUCAUCAUAAGUUGGUUUAGACAGAGCUGUUUUUGUUGUUGACUUUACUCAGACCUUAGUUUGUAUUAUUAACAUUUAAAAUGCAAAUAUUGUCUGACAGUCACUCUGUCUUUAUCCACAAACAACACAUGCUCACUGAAGACAAAAUGUGUUGCAGAGUUCAUUUUAGGGAAUGUUUUCUGUAAAAAAAAUGACCGAUGGUAGUUCCAGAAUGAAAAAUGUUAACCUUAAAUAAGAUAAAGGGGUUCGUUUGUCAAGAAAAGUCACCAUACUUUAGAGAGUUUUCAGCGGGUGAUUGUUUUUUAAUCAUCACAUCACUGCUGUGUCUACCUAAUGUGAGGAGAGGAGAUGCAGGAUGUAAAUCUGAAUGUAAACCUCUGCUGCAGCCCUGCAGUUUGUUUGUUAAUAAAAAACAAACUAAAGAAACAA
This is a messenger RNA of Notolabrus celidotus (New Zealand spotty), 3439 nucleotides long. RefSeq names its product histone-lysine N-methyltransferase, H3 lysine-36 specific-like. NCBI's taxonomy places the organism in Eukaryota, Metazoa, Chordata, Actinopteri, Labriformes, Labridae. Gene Ontology annotation, molecular function: protein binding. The transcript has 13 exons. The record is from RefSeq and is a predicted model, not a curated record. Bases 633 to 1799 code for a protein of 388 amino acids.